AUGGGGCCUACCAGCCAACACACCGCUGACGAGCGAAAGGAGCGCAAGAGGCUCCAGAAUCGGAUCAAUCAGAGAGCACGCAGACAACGUCUCAGAGACCAAAAUGGCACCCAUAAUCAGCGUGGUCCUUACCAGGUUAACCGCUGGCGACUUGAUGAAUCUCCGGCUCUUCCAGAACCAACCCCGAAAGCUCCGGACACGAGUUCAAGGGAUCAUGCCACCAAGUCCAUUUCGGAUCAUGCCGAUGGUCAAACAUUGUUAUCACAAGCCCCAAACAUCCACCAGGCUCCAAACCAAGUCUCCCUUACCAGUUCCAAAUGUUGCCCACGCAUCUCCAUGCCCAUUGAUCAUGUCCUUUUACCUCUCAUAGGCUACAAUGUAUGCCGAGGGAUUCUGUCCAACAAGGAUUUGCUCAAACUUUUGGGGAGUUUCAUCAGCCCCAUGGCCGAAACGUUACCCCGUCAAAUAACAUCCGAGUGCGAGAUAUCUGUCUUUAGACAAACACACGAAUCCAUGCCAGCCUGCCUUCAGCCAACACAGCUUCAGAUGAACCUACCACAUCCUACCUGGAUCGAUGCACUCCCCUUCCCAAAGAUCAGAGAUAACCUCCUACGUCGGCAAAACUUGUUCCAUCACAGACAAUUUCUGUCGGAUCUAGUCGGAUAUCUAACCUAUGCGCCGAUAACUGUCUCACAAGGAGUGCCCGUUGUCGAUGAAACAGACGACAUUAGGAAUGGUCUCAUACUUUGGGGAGAGCCAUCCUCUCAGGAAAACUGGGAGGUUAGCCCCGAAUUUUUGAUCAAAUGGGCUUGGGCUGUCGUGGGGUGUGAGGAACUUGUCCAAUCUUCCAACAGAUGGAGGACAGUUCGGGGGGAAGACCCUCUUGACAUGUCUCUUGUGGGUUACCGUUGA
Molecule: messenger RNA, 912 nt
Organism: Fusarium falciforme
Lineage: Eukaryota; Fungi; Ascomycota; Sordariomycetes; Hypocreales; Nectriaceae
Exons: 2
Coding region: 1-912 (303 amino acids)
Source: RefSeq, a predicted model, not a curated record